Corylus avellana is the source of this 1141-nucleotide messenger RNA. Its product is annotated as transcription factor ILR3. Gene Ontology annotation, biological process: regulation of DNA-templated transcription; intracellular iron ion homeostasis. Gene Ontology annotation, molecular function: DNA-binding transcription factor activity; protein dimerization activity. The record is from RefSeq and is a predicted model, not a curated record. NCBI's taxonomy places the organism in Eukaryota, Viridiplantae, Streptophyta, Magnoliopsida, Fagales, Betulaceae.
GCAGGCACUGUGUGUGGUGGUCCUGGUGGAGGUGGUGGCCUAUCAGGAUUCUCUCUCAAAUGACAAGUCUCCCUGUUUCUGUGCUUCCCCACCAUCAUAUUCCACCACCUUUUCGCCACUCAUACUCAUAGUACAAAAUCCCAACCAACAAAAAUCACCCAUUCUUAUACCCAUCAUUAUCAUCAUCAUCUUCAUUCUUAUUCUCUGAUAUCGCUUCGCAACCACGACGGCUUUUUGCGCCCCUUUGGCUCUCGCCGGAAGUCUUUGAAUUUCCGGCCGGAAGUGGGACAUGGGUUCUCAGGAAAAUGAAAAUCCCAGUUGGGUGGUGUUUGACGAUUACGGUCUCAUAGAGGACAUCCGCGUCCCCUCCCUCCUCAAUCCCACCGCUUUUGCUUCUACUACUUGGCCUCCUCCUCAUCUUUCUUUUUCUGCCCCGACCUCUCUUAGUGUGGAGAAUGAAGGCUCAUUUGCAAAUUCAGAUAGUCUGAAGGAAAUUGGCUCUCUAAAACGGGUGCGGUCUGGAUCAUGCAGUGCUUCUGGUUCCAAAGCAUGUAGAGAGAAAAUGCGGAGGGAUAGACUGAAUGACAGGUUCACGGAAUUGAGUUCUAUCCUGGACCCUGGAAGGCCUCCCAAGAUGGACAAGGCUGUUAUGCUGAGUGAUGCUCUGAGAAUGUUGACUCAAUUACGAGGUGAAGCCCAGAAGUUGAAGGAGUCAAAGGAGAAUCUGCAAGAGAAGAUUAAUGAAAUGAAGGCAGAGAAGAAUGAGCUUCGUGAUGAGAAGCAGAGGCUAAAGACAGAGAAAGAGAACCUUGAGCGGCAAGUAAAAGCUUUGACUACUCAACCAGGCUUUUUGCCUCAUCCUCCUGCAAUCCCAGGUCCAUUGUCUGCCCCUGGCCAAGUUGUUGGCGGCAAGCUGGUGCCAUUCAUGGGGUACCCUGGGGUUUCGAUGUGGCAGUUCAUGCCGCCGGCUUCUUUUGAUACCUCACAAGACCAUGUCCUCCGUCCCCCAGUUGCAUAAGGUGGGAGGGCUUUUUCUUUUUUUUUGUCUGCAUUCCUUUUGCAGAAGGAAGCCAUUGUUCGUGAAGUCUCUUGUUGUUUCUAUUUCUAUCAAGUUUGCAAUAAUAAGGCUGGAUUAGGUGGA